Molecule: messenger RNA, 4390 nt
Organism: Trichomycterus rosablanca
Lineage: Eukaryota; Metazoa; Chordata; Actinopteri; Siluriformes; Trichomycteridae
Gene: fam219aa
Product: family with sequence similarity 219 member Aa
Exons: 6
Coding region: 243-821 (192 amino acids)
Source: RefSeq, a predicted model, not a curated record
GUGCUUUAGUGAACUGACCAAUCGCAGUGCAGUGGGCGGGGUUACCGGAAAACGGUUGGGAUAACGCUGUGACGUUGAGUCACCCCUGAGCCGUGAAACCGCUAGAGCUGACGAGAAGAAAUGAUUUUAAACAACUGCGUGUUUCUAAAUUCACAUUCUGACUGAUUCAAUGCGGAUUUAUAUUUAUGAUAUUACUGUAAACACGAGGUUAGAUUGUGUCAGAGGUGGUUUGUUUUGAGAACAUGAUGGAGGAAAUUGACCGUUUUCAGGUUCCGCCGGUUAACUCGGAGAUGCAGCCGCUGGAUCCAGCAGAAACAUCAACAACAGAGGAAGACUCAGAAUCAAGACAACCUGAAAGUGUGACCAUCAGCUACAAGCCUUCUCCACUGCAAGUGAAGAUCGAGAAACAGAGAGAGCUGGCCAGAAAGGGCGCCACGAAAAAUGGAACGGCAGGAAGUCCGGUCAAUCAGCAACCCAAAAAAAAUAACGUGAUGGCCAGAACGCGGUUGGUCGUUCCUAAUAAAGGCUACUCAUCAUUAGAUCAGAGUCCUGAUGAGAAACCCUUGGUAGCGCUGGAUACAGACAGUGACGAUGACUUCGACAUGUCCAGAUACUCUUCAUCAGGCUACUCCUCAGCCGAGGUGAGAUCUAUGAGGGAUCAGCAAAUCAACCAAGACCUGAACAUUCAGCUCCUGAAAGAUGGCUACCGUCUGGACGAAAUCCCAGACGACGAAGAUCUUGACUUGAUCCCUCCUAAAUCGGUUAACCAGACGUGCAUUUGCUGCCAAGCCUCCCCUUCUACAGCCUGCCAAAUCCAGUAACCCUGUAUUCACAAGCCCACUCACACACACACUAAAUACUAAAGGAUUUUGGUAGAGUGUUUAAACUAAUGUAGAUACAUAUGAAGGAAAUGCAGAAAGCGCAUGAGUCGGGGGUUCCUCCUAUGGUAGGACAUGCGGGUGUUGGUGUUGCCACCAGAGGGAGUUUAGUUGUGUAUAUAAAGAAUGUGAGGAGAAGAAAGAACCAACCUAAUGAUGUUAAACAUUUCACACAAAGUAUUCACAGUUUUUAUUUGCUUUUUUUGUAGAACGUCUGUCUUUUUUUUACUUGUUUUUGUUGUUAAUGUGUUACUGCACAAUGAUCUUUAUUAUGUGAGGAGAGAGAAGAGCAGUUCUGAGUACAGUACCAUAAUUCUUUUUCCCACGUAUCCCAGCUUGUUUGGACGCUGAGGUCAAAGCACAGGGUCCUCAGAUAUUGUACAUCACACCUGGAGUCGAAGGGUUAAGGGACUUGCUCAGCAGUGGCUGCAUGGCAGAGCCUGGGUUUGAACCCAUAACAUUUUGAUUAAUAACCCAAAGCUCCACCCACUCGACUACCACUGGCGUACUACCUGUCGUCAGUUGUGCGAUUACUGUUACUUAACUAAAUUGUCCACAUACUUUAUGUACAUAAUCAAUAAAUUAUAUGGCCAGAAGUAUGUGGACACCACUCUCUAAUUAAUAAGCUAAGGUGUUUGAUGUACACCCAUUUACUUAUAUAACAUCUGCUUCACCUUUCAACUGUGCCCCAGUACACAAAGUCAGGUCCAUAAAAACAUGUUUUCACUGGCGCUAAGAUUCCGAGCUCCCGGGUUCGAAUCUCGGCUGGAUGCCAUCUAGCAGGCACAGUUGGCUAAUGCCUGCAGCAGACAAAUCUGGCUUCAAGUCCGCUGGGUGGGAAAGACCGGACUAAGGGGUUCGAUCAUCAAUGCUGUGUAAGGACCUGGGUUGCCCAGGGCGCCUGAACAGAAAGUGGGCAUGGCAUUAUAAUAAGAAAGUUCUUGGACUGUCUUGUACCUAAGUGUAGGAUCGAUCUCUCUCAUUGGCUCAGUUUUCACAUGAAGCACGAUAUCUAUACGUCCUGACAGUUUGUCCCAGAAACAGUUCUUUACAUCCAAUGAAGUCGUUGCUUGAAAGCAAAGCAACCAAUCAGCUGCCUUAAAUUCUAUUCAUAGUGCUACCUAACACUAACCUUCUUAUUGUUUAAAACUGUGCAAAUGAUAACCCUCUACUGCCCUUAGUGGUCUGCAAAUAUACCUGGGAACAGGGGCUUGCUUGCUGUAAUUACAGUUUAACAGCCAGUGGCUGCAGCGCUCACAUCUGGUUUAUUCACUUUGCUUUAUUUAUAAUGAUGUUGAUGAAAUAUUCUAUAUUCUAUAUUGUGAUAAAGGUGUAUAUAUAGAAAUCUACAGUAUAUAGAAAAAGCUUGGUUCUAAUAUGUUUACUACUAUAUUGGGAUGAUUAUGUGGAAUUAAGAUUAAGAUAGGGGAUUUAGCAUACCAAAUAACUUAAUUACUUAUUUAAUAACUCUUGUGCUUACAAGAGCUUAAUUAUUUGUUAACAGGUAAAUUCGACUGAUGUGUUUAAUUUCCUUUUGGCUACUUUUACUCUGCAAGGUUAAAUUCUGAAUAUCAGUUUUCAAUGUUUAUAAUCUGAUAUACAGUAUUUCAGUCAUUUUAAUUCAAAUGUAGUUUUAAUAUACACAGUUAUGUUUUGAAUAAUCAGAACAUUCAGACUGAGGUCAUAUUACACACAAUAAAUAGCACAGAUAUUAUUACCACAUAAUACAGUAACAAAGGGAUUUUUGCUGCUGUAAACCACAAAACUGUGCACAAAAAGCAGAAAAUCAGACUUGGGCCACUGUAUUGUACAUGUUUACGUUUCACAUGGCUAAGAUUUCUGACUUCGUUACUUUUUAUUUGUGCUAAAACAUGUUAUAAUAAGCUUAUUAAGAAAAGUUGUUUUAAUGACUGUUAAAAAACUGCUAGAGCUGAAAGUGCAGGAUUAUUAUAAUCAGCUUUAGCCAGAUGGGGCGGCACUGUGGCUCAGUGGGUAGCACUAUCACCUCACAGCAAGGAGGUCCUUGGUUCGAUCCCCAGGUGGGGUGGUCCGGGUCCUUUCUGUGUGGAGUUUGAAUGUUUUUCCCGUGUCUGUGUGGGUUUCCUUCGGGGGCUCUGAUUUCCUCCUACAGUCCAAAGACGUGCAAGUGAGGUGGAUUGGAGAUACAAAAUUGUCCAUGACUGUGUUUGACACAGGGGUAAAAUUGUAAACUGAUGAGUCUUGUGUAAUGAGUAACUACCGUUCCUGUCAUGAAUGUAACCAUAGUGUAAAACAUGACGUUAAAAUCCUAAUAAAUAUAAACAAACAAACUUUAUCCAGAUAUACUAGUGAAUUAUUUCUCUGUGGAUUGAACUGUGAUCUGGACCACAACAGUGUGACAUUUCAGAUUUGUUUACUUGACAACACAGUGUGAGCUGAAAGCUGGAGGGGGAUGUUUUUAGAUUAAGAAAAGUAUUUCUUUUAUUUAAAUUUGAUCAUAUUUUACAUGUAUAUGUUUGAUGAAUUGUAUGUGUUGGUGUUACUCACUUGCAUUAAUACAGUCAGGGUAAAAAUUAAAAAUGUAUUUGUGGCUUAUAACUAUCUUAGAGCAAUCUAAUAUUUAAUUAGAUGACUUUUGAUUGCAUUAAUGAUUGCUUUCUUGCAUUAGUAUGUUGUGCAGCUUGUUUGCCAACAUAGUAACAUUGCUAAGUCUUCUCUUGUAAUGCUUAAUAAAAUUGGAGAAUCUUACUGCUAUAACAAAAGCUUCAUUCUGCGCUCAGCAAAUCAGUUCGGUUUAGAUUUGUAUUUUUGUCCUGCUGGAUUUUUAAUGUACAACCCAGAUUUAAUUUGACUUUUUCCUCAGUGUUACUUUCUAAUAAUUUCUGUACUUUCAGAUCCACGCGUUGAACAGUGUUUACACUAUCACUUCAUCCUUGUUAAACACCUUCAGGAAAAUUUGGAACAUCAGUGUAUAAACUCUCCUAAAUAUUCUCCUUCUUUUUUGACUAAAUGGGGCUACAUACACACUCCAAAAUCUUUGAGAACUCCCUCCCCUUAUAGCUGCCAUGGGUGCAUAAUUAUUAAUGCCCAUGGUUUUGGAAUGGGAUGUUUAACACACCCAUGGUUAGGUUUUCCUCAUUUGUUUGACAAUAAAUUGUAUUAUUUUUGGACAGUUUGGCCAUAGGGAUGCUUUCUUUUUUUAUUUACUGGUACUCACAGUGUUUGGGAGCGAUAAAUCCUAUGUCGGAUGUUUUGUUACAUAAGAACGGAUUUGUUUUUCAUCUGGGAUUUAUUUUUAUGCUACUUUGCUGUACUGCUCAAUUUAAAUAUGCCUUAACUCAUGUUUUGUAGAACAUUGUAUUUAUUGUGUGUGAUUUUAAUUUAUUUAAACUAAAGGGAUGCGUUUUUAACAUAGACAUGUUUUUAUUUCGCUGAUCAAUAUCAUAUCUGUAAAGAGGUGAACAGUUUCCACACUGGUAGUAAACAACGCUCUUGUUCUAGUGUAGCUUCUGAAUAAACACUUCUGGCACAAA